Suillus discolor is the source of this 549-nucleotide messenger RNA. RefSeq lists its product as uncharacterized. NCBI's taxonomy places the organism in Eukaryota, Fungi, Basidiomycota, Agaricomycetes, Boletales, Suillaceae. The transcript has 3 exons. The record is from RefSeq and is a predicted model, not a curated record. Bases 1 to 549 code for a protein of 182 amino acids.
AUGAACGGUUCACAUGUACAAUUACAAUCCCCCUCUGUCAAUAUGCACGAGCAAGUACUCCCCUCCAUCGAUGGUUCACAUGGGCAAGUACAACUCCCCUCCGUCAACACUUCGCAUGGACAUGUCCCUCAUGUGGAGAGUGAAUCAUGCCUUCGUCGCACUGGUCGAGUGCACAGACCCUCCACCCGCAACAUGGUGGCUAACGCUAUUGGUGGUAACCAUGAUGAACAUGCUCAUUCCACAAAGCGUGGCCACGACGAGAGCAAUAGUAACCGGAAAGCAAACGCCUGCUUCAUUCUGAUUGAUGCCAUUGUCAGCGUCUGCCUCAUUCUGAUUGAUGCCGUUGUCAGCGCCCACCUCACUCUCAUCAUCAGACUCGCUCCUGGCAUCCAUAUCAUUCCCAUCGAAUCUCGGGGCAUCACCAAUCUCUUCCAGAAGGAAUGUGCCAGCAGGCUAAUCUCUUUCGCGCCAGCGCACUCCUUGGAUCGCAAUGAGGUCAUCCCCCUCUUCAACUUCCUCGCACUAAACUCUUUGAGCUCCCCGCACUGA